GUAAAACACCGCCCAGUAAAGAAAAUGCCAACAGGCCCAACAGCCUUGUCACAUUUUUGAAUGGCACGGCGAAAUAUUCUUGCAAUCGGGGUGCACGAUUCGACACAUACCCACCCAAUGACACAAUUGUUUGUGAGCGGCCAACGGAAUCAAAUGAGUGGACACAGCCCAACUUUGAAUGCAUCAGAAUAACCUAUAACGAACCCUGCAGAAAUGAUUCAGACUGCCUCGAUACAAAUUCUUUCUGUUAUCCUACCAAUACGACUUAUGACAACACAUCUCAAGAUACUGAAAGGGAUUUGAGAUGCACAUGCAAACCUCUGUAUAAGUUCAACCAGACGACAUCAACGUGCCAACCAAUUUCUUUCGAAACUUUCGAUAAUGAAACGUCUAAUGAGUGCUUUAGCAGCACUGGUUGCAGCAUUGAAAACACGAUGUGCGUAGGCAAGCCCAAUACAGACAAUGGAGAGUCUUCUGUGUGCGCAUGUAAACCAGGCUACGUACAAGGCAAUUACAUUCUUCAAUGUAUACCAGUGAACUGUGGACGUCCGCCCGAUAUAAACAACGCCUCAGUGUCCGUCACAUCCACAUCGUACGGUUCUCUUGCCAACUACACCUGCAUUAAUGCCGAUCCACAUAAAGUGUAUGAAUCGCAUAUGCAGUUGCGAUGUCUGGGCGAAGGGUUAUGGUACCAACAAUGGGAGCAACGACGGUUUUAUUGCCUAGUAAAAUGCAAUUCUACACUAGAAAUAGCAAAUGGAAGUUAUACGGGGAAAUGGCGAUAUUACUCCUAUACGUCGUAUGCGCACAGGACGACGUAUUAUGUAGGGUGGGAAGUUGAGUAUGUCUGCAACGCGGACUCUGGACAAACACGUUACACUAAAUGUCAGUUGACGGGCAACUGGGAGCCUAAAGCGCAGUGCGACCAAAAUAGUACAGCUGUUGUAUAAGUUCACUAAAUAGAUAUAGAACCAAAGCAUGAGUAUAACAUUACAAAUUAAUAAAAAAUCAGCAACGAGCGUUUGCAAAUUUCUUUUUAUUUCGAACACCCCACGAGAAGCUUUAAUUAUUUUAUAAUUGUUUCCUGUCUACACUUUUUAUUUAUGAAUAGCAUUUUAUGUUUAUCAACUUCAUAAACAAUAUUAAAACGAAGACUUUUUUCAACAUAGUUUAACCCACACAAUUUAAACGAAUAUGUAUCAUAAUGAUUAAUGAGCCUUAUUAAAAUAUUUUGUUGCUUCAAAAGUGGGAUCCUUUGCACAAGUUUUAAUACUAAAAGAAAAGAAUAAUAAUCUAAACAAAUGGUGAAGUGGUAAUCAUGUGAUUAUUCUCAAAUAAUCUUCAUGCGUGAGGAAAACGUUAAGAAUGCAAAUUGCAAGUAUUGCGACGUCUGUUUCUCGAAAUAUACAGAGUGCUUCUUUAACUCAAAACCAUAGUGCCUUCGUGAAUAUAAAAAUGCGGCACACUAACGUUUCAUGUAAAACAGUUUUCCCUUCUGAGAGUAAUUAUAUUGACAUUUUCAUCAGAUACAAAAUAAACAAAUAUCCUUUGAAAGAAAUCAAUCAUCACAACAACAAA
Molecule: messenger RNA, 1578 nt
Organism: Dreissena polymorpha
Lineage: Eukaryota; Metazoa; Mollusca; Bivalvia; Myida; Dreissenidae
Product: sushi, von Willebrand factor type A, EGF and pentraxin domain-containing protein 1-like
Exons: 5
Coding region: 435-950 (171 amino acids)
Source: RefSeq, a predicted model, not a curated record